AACUAAUACCACAACAUGUCAUCUGUCAAAGUAGCUGUAAGAGUCAGACCAUUCAAUAAUAGAGAAAUCAAUAGAGAAUGCAAAUGUAUUAUUCAAAUGAGUGGCAAUACGACAGCCAUCACCAAUCCAAAGGCAGAACCAAACACGAAAGAUGCUCAAAAAAGUUUUAAUUUCGAUUAUUCGUACUGGUCACAUGACGAGAGUGAUCCGAAGUUUUCUUCGCAAAUAGUAGUGUACAGAGACAUAGGCGAGGAAAUGCUGCAACACUCCUUCGACGGGUACAACGUCUGCAUCUUCGCUUACGGCCAAACUGGUGCAGGAAAAUCCUACACGAUGAUGGGGAAGCAGGAAGACGGUCAGGAAGGCAUCAUACCGCAGAUAUGCCAGGACCUGUUCAAGAAAAUUCGAAACAACAGCUCGUCCGACGUGAAAUAUUCCGUGGAGGUUAGUUACAUGGAGAUUUACUGCGAGCGGGUAAGGGACCUGCUGAAUCCGAAGAACAAAGGAAAUUUGAGGGUGAGGGAGCACCCGCUGCUGGGGCCAUACGUCGAAGACCUCAGCAAGUUGGCCGUCAUGAGCUACCAAGAUAUCCAUGAUCUCAUCGACGAAGGUAACAAGGCCAGGACCGUGGCUGCGACCAAUAUGAACGAAACCAGUUCGAGAUCGCAUGCUGUGUUCACGAUUUUUUUCACGCAACAGAGGGUUGACGAAGCGACUCAGCUGUGUACCGAAAAGGUAUCAAAAAUAUCACUUGUCGAUUUGGCCGGAUCCGAAAGGGCAGAUUCCACAGGUGCCAAAGGAACCAGAUUGAAGGAAGGUGCAAAUAUCAACAAAAGUCUGACAACACUAGGAAAAGUUAUAUCAGCCUUAGCAGAAAUAUCGGCAACAAAAAACAAAAAAUCCAAAAAAGCGGAUUUUAUUCCCUACAGAGAUUCUGUUCUGACAUGGCUGCUCAGAGAAAACCUAGGAGGAAACAGUAAAACUGCUAUGAUCGCUGCUAUUUCACCAGCAGACAUCAACUACGACGAAACAUUAUCAACACUGAGGUAUGCUGAUAGAGCUAAACAGAUAGUUUGCAAGGCCAUUGUUAACGAAGAUGCUAACGCCAAACUCAUUCGAGAGCUCAAAGAAGAAAUACAGAAACUGCGGGAGUUGUUAAAACAGGAAGGCAUCGACGUGCACGAGGGGCCAGAUGGUAAAGUAGUAUAUGAGAAAAAGGAGCCUCCUAGGAUAGAAGAAGCUGUUAUACCAAGAAACAACAAAGAAAUCGAAAGAUCUAGAAGCCAGUCGACUACUAUAGCGGAAGAGGCUGUAGAUCAGCUACAAGCUAGUGAAAAACUCAUAGCCGAAUUGAAUGAAACUUGGGAGGAGAAGUUGAAGAAAACCGAAGCAAUAAGAAUCCAACGAGAGGCUGUGUUCGCAGAGAUGGGUGUAGCAGUUAAGGAAGAUGGAAAUACGGUGGGCGUAUUUUCCCCCAAAUGCACGCCACACUUGGUUAAUUUAAAUGAAGAUCCUUUCAUGUCUGAAUGUUUGAUCUACUACAUCAAGGAAGGGUUGACGAGAAUCGGCUCUGAUCAAGCAAACAUGCCACAGGACAUUCAGUUAUGUGGGUCACAUAUUAAAUCAGAACACUGCGUUUUUGAAAACAAGGACAAUCGAGUUACUCUGGUGCCUCUGAACGGGGCACUGAUUUACGUUAAUGGAAGAGAGAGGAAAACUAAAAUUUAA
Messenger RNA from Leptinotarsa decemlineata (Colorado potato beetle), 1728 nucleotides. It is a transcript of the gene unc-104, whose product is annotated as kinesin family member unc-104. Lineage: Eukaryota; Metazoa; Arthropoda; Insecta; Coleoptera; Chrysomelidae. Gene Ontology annotation, biological process: microtubule-based movement. Gene Ontology annotation, molecular function: ATP binding; microtubule motor activity; microtubule binding. The record is from RefSeq and is a predicted model, not a curated record.